CCACCCGUGAGGUUGUAGACGUGGUACGGGGAUGAGAAAGCGGUGACUGAGGCGGCCGCUGCCGCCGCCGAGGGAACGACCAUGGGGCUUCCGUGGCUCUCCUGGGCCGCCCUGUGCUGCGCCGCGUGGCUGCCGGCGGCUCAGGCCAAGACGGUCCGGGGCGGCUUCUCCAGCGCGGCCGCCGGAGCUGGCCAGGCGGCGGCGCAGUUCCAGUUCCACGGUGAUUGUGCUCUUCUGUAUGUCAGAAUCACCAAUGUAGCAACAGCAGUUGGAAAAGAAGCCAAGCUUCACCUCUUUCAAGCUCAGGAAUGGCUAAAGCUGCAAGAAAGCCACCAGGAUUACAGCUGUAAAGAGAGAUUGUCCAAAGCUCAGCUGAUAAUGCACCUGAAUAGCACAGAACAAAAUCUGACUGUGUCCCAGAUUCCGUAUCCUGACACAUGGUAUGUGUUUUAUGUCGACAAGUUUACCUGUGCGGUGAAUUAUGAGGACUCUGAAUCCGAGGAAGUUCAAUUUGAAAUGGUGUUACUAAAUCCAGAUGCGGAAGGGAAUCCUUUAGAUCACUUUAGCGCAGGGGAAUCAGGCCUCCAUGAGUUCUUCUUCCUGCUUGUUCUGGCCUACUUCGUCGCUGCUUGCAUAUACGCUCAGACAUUGUGGCAGACGAUUAAAAAAGCAGGGCCUAUGCACACUGUGUUAAAAGUUCUGUCGACUGUUCUGCUCUUGCAAGCCGCUUCUGCUUUUGCUAACUACCUGCAUUUUUCAAGUUACUCUAAAAAUGGAGUAGGAGCACCUUUCAUGGGAAGCCUUGCAGAGCGGUGUUCCAGGCAGACAGUUUCUUGUGCAAAUAUUCCUGUAAAGACGUGGCACAGAAGUACAGCCCUACAACAGGCCAUUUUAUACAGAGGUUUUUCUUGGUGGCGUAAUUCAGACAAUUCAGUUAUAUCAAUGUUCUUCCCCUUAGUGUGCGACAUAAUCUCUCAGGUGCAGAUGCUCUAUCUGUUGCUCAGUUUGUGCAUGGGAUGGACAAUAGGGAGAAUGAAGAAAUCUCAGAGUAAACCUCUCCAGUGGGAUUCCACUCCAACAUCCACAGCCAUUGCAAUAGCUGUCGUGGUAACACAGGGCAUUUUGCUAAUUUGGGAACAGUUUGAGGAUACAAAUCAUCACAGCUACCACUCACACCAAAGUUUAGCAGGCGGGCUUCUCAUUGGCUUGAGAAUUUGCCUAGCUCUGUCGCUCGGCUGCGGACUUUACCAGAUCAUCCGAACUGAGAGAAGCACACUGAAAAGAGAAUUCUAUAUCACUUUCACAAAGGGCUGUCUUCUGUGGUUUUUGUGUCACCCAAGUCUUGUAUCCAUAUCUCUAAUGUUAAGAGAUUACCAGCGAGAGAAGGUCAUUACCGUAGGCGUCAUCCUCUGCCAGUUGUUCUCCAUGGUCCUCUUGUACCGACUCUUUGUUUCUCAUAGUCUGUAUUGGGAAGUGUCCUCCCUCUCUUCAGUAACACUGCCACUUACUGUAGCAUCUGGACAUAAAAGUCGGCAUCAUUUCUGAGAUGCAUCUGGGAGAUCCAUUGACAAAUGUGCAAUAAAGACUUGGAAAUGUGCAGCUAUUUUCAGCAGUGAAUCCACCACAGAGGAUCUUUGGGAGAAAAGAAACAAUCAAAAUACAGAAUUACACUGCUGCCGGAGCUGAACGAGUGCAGGUAUGAGGCAGAUUUUCUCAAAAAUGGUGACCAAGCAUCUUGGAUGAAGUCAAAGAAAAUUCUUAACCUCGGUGUUUUCACUUAAAAACUGCCUCAUCUUAUGUUGGAACUAGAUCCAAAUUGUCAUAACUGCAAGCAUAAAUGGAUCACAUAGACCACUUUUGGAAUUAAAAUAGUAUAUUGGUUUAAAGUUGCUUUGAAACAGUGCAAAUUGUGCAGAAGUUUAAAAGGACUUGAAAAUUGUAAUAGGUCCAGGAAACCAGUGUAAAAUGUUUACAGCAAACUGUAGCACUCAUUAUUUGUGUUUUUGAAAACGAAAAGAAAAAACACUUCCUUGCCUUGAGAUUUGGAUGCAGUUCAGAUUUCAGCUUGAUUACCAAUUGCUUUUUACACACCAUGUUUGUGACAAAUGUUACAAGAGCAUAAGCGUGAUGGACUAACUCGAGUUUUGUUUUUUAAAAAACAAAAACUUGGCAUUGUUAAGGUUAUAAAAACAGCAGGCUAGCAUCUCCUAAACUUGGGGGGGGGGUAUGUGAUGCAGCACUAGAAUUUUAAUCCUGAUAUAAUUCAUUACUCUUACAUUGAGGAUUCAAUCAUAAUUAAGCCAUAUUCACAGAUUAAAUUAACAGAAGCAUUUCAAAUAAAUGUUAGUUUCAGUCAUCAACUACCCAUGAAUUCCUGCCCAAGGAUACUUAAUCAGGAUUAAAUUUUCUAUGAAUAAUUGAAAAACAAAAUACUCACUGGAUUUGUUAUAAUCCAUGUUGGCAGUGGGUUCUAAGAAGUUGCCAUCUCCCACCCAUUGUAGUAGAAGCACACUCUGAAAUGAUUCCUAGCAUUCAGACUGCCAUUGUAAAUAUAUAGUCUUACUGAAGUGCCUAUUUAUUGCUCAAGAUUGAAAUAAUUUGAAUGAGUUUUGCUAUAUAAAAUAAACAUUCCUGUUAAGUAA
Podarcis raffonei (Aeolian wall lizard) is the source of this 2642-nucleotide messenger RNA. RefSeq names its product G protein-coupled receptor 180 (gene GPR180). Gene Ontology annotation, biological process: response to pheromone; G protein-coupled receptor signaling pathway. The transcript is spliced from 10 exons. The record is from RefSeq and is a predicted model, not a curated record. The coding region runs from base 82 to 1545 and encodes 487 amino acids. Lineage: Eukaryota; Metazoa; Chordata; Lepidosauria; Squamata; Lacertidae.